GGUAAAGCUCUAUCUUAGCUUGGGAUCCGCUAUAAAGAAGAAAACCGUUGUCUCCGCCAUUAGAGAGUCUUCUACGCUUUGUUGGUGUCUUUCAGAUCUAGAAACGCAAAUGUUCUUCUUAUUAUUUUAAAUAGCAUAUACAAUAUCAUGUAAAUCAUUUAAGGCAGUCAUAGUCGACAUAGAAGUCUCUCUUGCAGUAAGUGGUUUUGUUAACAACCGUCGCUCUCAGUCUAACGUUACUGGGUGUGGUUCAGAAACAAACAACGGGUAUUAAUAAUAUAUAUCGAAGUCUGAUUCUACUGAAAUCGACAACAUUAUGAAGAGCGCUUUCAAAUCCUUUCAGAUAUUUCUACUAUUGUGUGGUGUGUUUGGUGCUGAUGAAGAUGAAGUGAAGUCAGUGAUGGUGAUGGAGGGAGAUUCUGUCACUCUGAACCCUGAUCUCACUCAAAUAAAUAAAUUUAAUCUGAUAGACUGGAGGUUUGGAGAUCCAGUCAUUGCUAAAAUUUUUGGAAAAGAUAUCUCAUAUCCCAGUCACACUGAGAUAUUCAGAGACAGACUGCAGCUGGAUCAGACUGGAUCUCUAAGCAUCAAAAACAUGAGAACCAAACACUCUGGACUUUAUAAAGCAGAGAUCAGCCACAGCACUGGGACCUCAUUUAGGAAAUUCAAUGUUACCAUCUAUGCGUCUCCAUCUGUUUUUGCUGGAGCUGAAGCUGAAAUGAAGAGUGUGUCGGUGAUGGAGGGAGAUUCUGUCACUCUUCAGACUGAUGUUCCUCAACUAACUGGAGAUGAGCUGAUAGUGUGGAGGUUUGGAGAUGAAGGAAAACUCAUAGCUAAAGCUGAUAUAGAGGCCAAGAGCUCAUCAUUAUAUGAUGAAACUGAUGAGAGAUUCAGAGACAGACUGAAGCUGGAUGAGACUGGAUCUCUGACCAUCACAAACACCAGAAUCACAGACUCUGGAGAAUAUAAAGUGAAGAUCAGCAGCAACAAACAGACUUUAUACAAGAGAUUCAUUGUAACUGUCAGUGAACGAGGUUUCUCUGGAGGUGCUGUAGCAGGGAUUGUUAUUGCUGUUCUGCUGCUGGCUGCAGCUGUAGCUGGUGUGAUUUACUACUUCCUUCGCCCCAGGAUCAUUAAUCUACCAAACCAAACAUGGUCAGUGAUGGUGGGAAAUCAUGUCCCUCUAAACCCUGAAACUGAAAUACAGAGAGGAGAUGAGAUACAGUGGUUAUUCGGGGUUAAAGACUCUCUCAUCGCUGAAAUCAAAGGAGAGAACAGAGAGAUGAAGACAUAUGACGGUCCUGGUGAGAUAUUCAAGAACAAACUGAAGCAGGGCGAGACGACUGGAUCACUGACCAUCACAGACAUCAGAACUGAACACUCUGGACUCUACACUCUGAAGGUCAGAAGAGGAAGAGAAACCUUCUACAAAAGAUUCAUUGUUUAUGUCAAAGAUAUGAAGAUAUCAGUGAUGGAGGGAAAAUCUGUCACUCUACACCCUGAUACUGGUAUACAGAAAAGUGAUGAGGUUCAGUGGCUGUUUGAUGAUAAAGAUCAACAGACUGUCCUGACUGAAAUCAAGAACACAAAGAUGCUUAUAUAUGAUGGUCCUGAUGAGAGAUUCAGAGACAGACUGAAGCUGGACGAGAUGACCGGCAUACUGACCAUCACAGACAUCACAGCUGCACUCACUGGACGCUACACUCUGAAGAUCACAAGAGGCGGAGACAAAAUAUAUAAAAGAUUCUACAUUUCUGUCAUCAGUCGCUCAAAGAGGAAGAUAACCGUGACGGAGGGAGAAUCUGUUACUCUAAAUCCUGCUAGAAAAAUAAGCAAAGAUGAUUUGAUACACUGGCUGUUUGGAGAUAAAGUGCAACAGACUCUCAUAGCUGAACUCAAUGUAAAGACCGGAGAGAUCUUAACAUAUGAUGAUGUUGCUGAUGAGAGAUUCAGAGACAGACUGGAGCUGAACAAGAAGACUGGAUCUCUGAUCAUCAAGAACACCAGAACCAAACACUCUGGAGUCUAUAAACUACUGAUCAUCUCCAGCAGAGGGAAUAAAGAACAGACAUUUACUGUCACUGUCUGCGAUAAAGUGGAGGAGAAAAAACUGAUAGGAGGAGAUUCUGUCACUCUAAACCCUGGUACUGAAAUACAGAGAGAUGAUCAGAUCCUGUGGAUGUUUGGAUAUCAAGACAAGGUCAUCGCUCAAAUCAGAGGAGGAACAGUAGAUGAUGAUGUUAAUGAGAGAUUCAGAGACAGACUGAAGCUGGACGAGACUGGAUCACUGACCAUCACAGAGAUUGAAGCUGAACACAUGGGACUCUAUAAGCUACUGAUCAUCAGCAGCAGCAGAGGGAUCUUGUUCAAGAGAUUCAAUGUUUCAGUACCACCAAGGAUUGUGGAAGUGAAUAGGGAGAAAUCUGUCCAUCUAAACACUGAUCUUACUGAAAUACAGAGAGAUGAUGAGAUAGAGUGGAGGUUUGGAGAUGAAAACUCUCUCAUCGCUGAAAUCAAAGGAGGGACUGGAGAGACACAUGAUGUUCCUGAUGAGAGAUUCAGAGACAGACUGGAGCUGAACGAGAAGACUGGAAAUCUGAUCAUCAACAACUCUACAUAUGAACAUGCUGGACGUUAUAAACUGAAGAUCAGCAGCAGUGAAGGGAACAAAAACAGGACAUACACUGUUACUGUCAGAAAUGCUGCUGUCACAAAAGAAGCGAGGACUGAAUCAUUGAUGAAGGAAAAGACUGAUUCCAGAAGAAACCGAGAGAAUGAAUCAGUGACUGUAGAGAUGCCACUGUUGAAUAGAGAUGAUCUGAAUGUAGAGAAUGAGGAGGAGAGGAUGAGUUCACUUUAACAACAUAAGACCCGCCCACAAGUGUCAAUCACUCUGACAUCAUCAACAUGAAUACUGUUGAGCUGUUAAACUUGCAUGUACAAAGCUUCUUUAGUUUGAGAUGAACCGAGAAACAUGUUUGUCAUUUUAAUAUUACACUUCAUUCUUUUACUCUAUUUAGCCUGAUACUAGUUUGACUCACAGCUUUGAUUUCGUGUGAUUGUAGUCAGUGAGUGUCUGAAAGUGUCAUUUAUUUUUUAUAAGAUGUUUUACCACAGCAGUAUCUUUGAUUAUUUUAUUCUCUGUUUUAUAUGAUAAACACCAGAAAGUAUCAGAUUAAUGUUCAUGUUCAGUGUUGAUUACAGUCUGUUUCCAAGCUGAGGUCACAAAAUCUUCUUGUUCUUCGUGUUCAUAGUGCCUCUGUGUUCACGCUGAAGCAUUUGACAUGAGCCUUAUUGUACUAGUAGCAAAA
Carassius gibelio (silver crucian carp) is the source of this 3311-nucleotide messenger RNA. RefSeq lists its product as uncharacterized. Bases 317 to 2860 code for a protein of 847 amino acids. The transcript has 12 exons. The record is from RefSeq and is a predicted model, not a curated record. Lineage: Eukaryota; Metazoa; Chordata; Actinopteri; Cypriniformes; Cyprinidae.